Molecule: messenger RNA, 4908 nt
Organism: Oreochromis niloticus (Nile tilapia)
Lineage: Eukaryota; Metazoa; Chordata; Actinopteri; Cichliformes; Cichlidae
Gene: polrmt
Product: polymerase (RNA) mitochondrial (DNA directed)
Exons: 21
Coding region: 73-4065 (1330 amino acids)
Biological process (GO): mitochondrial transcription
Cellular component (GO): mitochondrial DNA-directed RNA polymerase complex
Molecular function (GO): mitochondrial promoter sequence-specific DNA binding; protein binding; DNA-directed RNA polymerase activity
Source: RefSeq, a predicted model, not a curated record
CUUGCGAUUAGCUUGGUCUCAUUUAAGAUGGCUGCCUAGUGUUCUGAAGUAACGCGGUUAUUACAUGUCAACAUGUCUCUUCUUAGAGUUUGUGCCUUUGCCAAACUUCUGAGUCGUCGGAGCUUAAUUGAAAAAUGCGCUGUCCGCGUGUCUUUUGCGGACUGCUGUCAGCCGUGUGCGUCGGUGAGAGGUGGCGCAGUUAGAUGGAUAUCAGGAACAUCUUUGCAGCUUCAAAACAUAAAUGUUUCAUCUAGAAUUCCAAAGACCGAUGAAGCAAAGAAACGCGCACUGGAACAAUUUCAGCUGUUAGACGUACUUGAGGCCAGAAUCCAACAACUACAAUGUGACGUCGUUCUAGAUGUCCAACAUGCAAAGGUGCAGUUUAUGAAAGCGCCUUCUCAUGGAAGAGGUACUUCAUCUGGUAAGGGCCACAGAAGCACACCCCAGGAGAAAACUGACAUGCCUAAAUCUGGACAGACUGGCGAUAAAGGCUCCUUUAAAUCUCAGCCCCGCCGCUGGAUAGAAAAACUAACUCAAGAGAAGAAGAACAAACUUAAAAAACAGCAGCGCCUCCAGCAAAAAAUGCAGAUAUGUGUCAAAGAGAAACUACCAACAACAUCAUCUAAAGGUACCAAAAGCAGCUUGAUGUCCACAGGUACAACACAUAAAACAAUAUCUACUGGAGUUAAAAAGAGCAGAGGUCAUUCAAAACUGUCAGAUGAAAUACGAGCUGCAGUUUCUUCGACAGCUACCACAGCUACUGCCACUGCCAUGGCAGGAGCAGCCACCGUGCCACAAAAAGCAUCUAAAAAGAAACGAAAAGACUCUAAAAUACAAAAAGAGGGAACUGAACUGACUGGUACUGACCCUCAGGGCACAGCCGAGGAGCUGGCUGAGGUGGAGGAGCUGGAGAAGAGACUUAAUCAACAAGUAAGCCAUUGGACAUUGUCAAGUAAACCAGAGCGCAUGCAGGAGGGCAGUGUGGGAAAUGCAUGCCAGGACAUCAGUCUUAGCAUCUGCUCAUACUUGGAGGCCUGUAUAUUUGCCGGGGACAUCGAGCGGGCACAUCAUUUCCUGCUCAGUCAGCACAGAGUUAUGAGUCGACGAAAACAUCUCAACACAGGCGUUUACAACAUCAUGAUGAGGGUGUGGGCCAAAAAGGGUACAUUGAAUCAGAUUGGCCGCAUGUUUAUUCUUUUAGAAGAGGCUGGUCUGAAGCCAAAUCUUGGUUCCUACUUUGCUGCUUUGGAGUGUAUGGGUCGCAACCCAAACUGCUCCCCAAAGGUUGUUUCAAGGUGUCUAAGCCAGAUGGAGGAGGAUGGCCUCUCUGUGGAUGAUCUGUUCAACCAAUGUGUUUUCCGGCAAGAUGAGAGGGACAUGCUGCUAAAAGCCAUACGCAUCGUAAAGCCAGAGUAUCAGCCCAGCCUCAACAUGCACACAAGCCAGUUUUCUUCAUUGCUGGUUCAAGACUUCUACACAGAGAGGGCGGACCACACCUACCCAAAAUUGGACUUCACGCAGGAGGAUCUCCAGGAGCGUUUUAAACGUCAGCUGAGUGUGGAACAGGCCUGCACCAUCACCAUAGACUCUGUGGAAGCUGCCAAGCCCGUCACCGAAAACAUGGCGAAAAUGAGGGAGCUGUUGGCAGAGCAGCGGAUACAGUGGCAGAAGAUCCUCCUCCAGGCCUUAAGGGAGAGCAAAAUGAUCCUGGCAAAAAGCAACACCAGGGACUACAGACUUAACCUUUAUCCAUAUCUGUGUCUCCUGGAAGAUAAAGAAUAUGUUGACAUCAUGAUACAGAGUGUUGCCAACUUGCCUCCUAGCGGAGAGUCGCUGAAGAUUUUAGCUCGAGAUCUCGGCAAUAGGGUCUUCACCAAGUACUGCGUGCGUCAGAAGCACCAGAAUCAGACGGUGGAAAAGUUGGGCAGCAUUUAUAAUGCCUACACAGACCUACUGGCCAAAGAUACUAAGGAGUAUGACGUCCUUCCAAGGGAGCAGUGGUGGAAGCUGGAGAUGGAGCAGAGUUCAGGACCUACGCUGCAGGGGGGCGAGACAAGCUGGCCAUACAUAGUAACUCUGGAGCUUGGCACGUACAUGGUGGAUAUGAUGGUUAAAAAUCUUAAAAUUAAUAGCGACAUCCUGAACCCAGCCUAUGACAGGAAACUCAUCCCCAUCCUCUACCACAUGUACACCUUUCGCAGCACCCGGCAGAUUGGCUUCAUCAAGCCCCACCCCAUCCUUACUCAGAUGCAGCAGGAAGCCAUGGAGACCAAGUUGACUUUUGACUCCUAUGUGAUGCCGAUGCUGUGCCCUCCAGUGCCCUGGACAUCAGUCAAGUUUGGAGCAUACCUGCUCACGCCGACAAAGCUGAUGCGCACAGUGGACGGGGCGACCCAACACGAAGAGUUGUUGGAGAAAUGUCAAAAUCUUCAUGCCAUCUAUGACUCUCUCAACCAGUUGGGCAACUGUGCCUGGAAGAUCAACAAACCUUUGCUGGACAUUAUUAUCUCCAUCUUUAAUGAUCGUGGAAGCGAUAAGCUAGACAUCCCACCUCCUUUGUCGGAAGCUCCCAAAAUCCCUCACUUCAACCCACAAGAUCCCACUUAUACAGCUAGUGAGAAGGCCCACAUGAAAAGACAGGUGAUCAAUGCCAAAAAGAAAUGCAGCGAGAUGCACAGCUUACGUAUGGAUGCUCUCUAUAAACUGUCCAUCGCCAACCACAUGCGAGACGAGAUCUUCUGGUUCCCUCACAACAUGGACUUCAGGGGACGUACCUAUCCAUGUCCUCCAUACUUUAAUCACCUGGGAAGUGAUGUCACACGGGCAAUCCUUAUGUUUGCGGAGGGGAAGCUGCUUGGUCCCAAGGGCCUGGACUGGUUAAAGAUCCACUUGGUUAAUCUUACAGGAUUAAAGAAGAGGAGCUCACUACAGGGCCGACUUGAGUAUGCCAACACUAUCAUGGAGGACAUACUGGACUCUGCCGACAACCCUCUAAAUGGUAGAAAGUGGUGGAUGAAUGCAGAUGAGCCAUGGCAGGCUCUGGCCUGCUGCAUGGAGAUAGCCAAUGCUGUGAGAUCUCCUGAUCCAACACAGUUCAUCUCUUAUUUUCCUGUUCAUCAGGACGGCUCCUGUAAUGGUCUCCAGCACUACGCCGCUCUAGGCAGAGAUGUUAUUGGUGCUACAUCAGUCAAUCUCAUGCCCUGUGAUGUGCCCCAGGAUGUCUACAGCGGAGUUGCACAACAGGUGGAGGAGUUACGAGCUCGGGAUGCAGAGAGUGGACUGAAGAUCGCCCAGGUGCUGGAGGGCUUCAUCAGCAGGAAGGUGGUUAAACAGACAGUGAUGACUGUGGUGUACGGAGUCACUCGCUAUGGCGGACGCCUCCAGAUUGAGAAAAGACUGAAGGAGAUUGACGAGUUUCCCAAGGAGUUUGUGUGGGAUGCAUCCCAUUACCUGGUGCGUCAGGUGUUCAAUGCCUUAAAGGAGAUGUUUACAGGGACCAGAGAGAUACAGGACUGGUUGACUGAGAGCGCCAGGCUCAUCUCUAAGUCGGGUCACACUGUGGAAUGGGUGACACCCCUGGGGUUACCCAUCAUUCAACCAUACCACCGCACGCGCAACCAAGUGCUGAAGAGUACCAUGCAGCACAUAAACCUCAAGAUAAGCCACGACACCAAAGAGAGACCAGACACAGUUAAACAGAAGAAUGCUUUUCCACCAAACUUCAUUCACUCUCUGGACUCCACACACAUGAUGCUGACAUCUCUCUACUGCUAUAGUUCUGGUCUGACUUUUGUCUCAGUUCAUGACUGUUUCUGGACGCAUGCGCUCACUGUGGACACCAUGAACAAGGUUUGUCGGGAACAGUUUGUCGCCCUGCACAGCCAGCCAAUCCUUCAAGAGCUGUCCAACUUCCUGCUUCAGAAAUACUGCACAGGAGUCCCGACUGAAGCCAAGAGCAAAAAGUACCAGGAGUAUAGAAGGCUGUUGAUGCUGCUGGCCAAAGUGCCCCAGACAGGUGAUUUUGAUCUCCAGCGGGUGAAAGAAUCCACUUAUUUCUUCAGCUGAGAGCUUCGUGAGAGCGAACCAGUAGAAGGAGAUGAGUGGAAUUGACAGAGUGCAGCAGGGAGGCUGCAGGCUCCAGGGUCCCUACCGGCUUUGUCUUCCACAGACAUGAGGACAUUGAUCCAGCCGCACCCUGCCUGCCUCCUGGUCCUCAGCCUGGCUGGAGCUGCUGGAGGCGUUCACAGCGAACUCGCCUUAUUAACUGACUUCUAGACUGAUGGGAAAAUGGUGGGAUACUCAUCCAAGUGAAAAAUGAGGGAAUAAGCGUUGGAUGGAAAUGCUAAGACUUCAAUUACGGAAAAGUACCUCUCUUAGUAGACUCUACCUGGCCAUAUUCAGGUUUGUGUGAGUGUGCGAGUGUGGGUGGGAGUGAGUGUGUUCAUUCGCUAUACUGAAUAUAAUGUGAACUGUGCCAGUGUGUUCAUCACUCAAAUAUUUUUGCUACUCGAGCAAAAAAAAUUCUACCUACAGUCUGUUAUUGUGGAUGAUUGCUUGUGUGUGUGUGCGUGUGUGUGUGCGCGCGUGUGUGUGUGUGUGUGUGUGUGUGUGUGUGUGCGUGCAUGUCUGCUGGUAUCAUGAUGUAAAGAUUUCCACUGAGCACCGACCUGCCUCUGCAGCCCCUACCUCUGAAUGGCAGCGUGGUGUCUGAAACAUUUUGUCUUCUUUGGAAGACGUUCAAAGAAGAGACAUGUGAAAGAUGUGUUUUACUGUAAAAUUAGUGUAAAGGACACAGAAACCAAGAUAUGGCCGGACGAGUCAGGGUCUCUGAGAUGGAGCCACAAUAUUCUCACCUUCUUGGAAACUAAACACUUCACUGUUGCAAUAAAAUAAACAUGCUUCUUAAAA